Hyaena hyaena (striped hyena) is the source of this 2216-nucleotide messenger RNA. It is a transcript of the gene ZNF408, whose product is annotated as zinc finger protein 408. The coding region runs from base 1 to 2169 and encodes 722 amino acids. Gene Ontology annotation, cellular component: nucleus. Lineage: Eukaryota; Metazoa; Chordata; Mammalia; Carnivora; Hyaenidae. The transcript is spliced from 5 exons. The record is from RefSeq and is a predicted model, not a curated record.
AUGGAGGAGGCAGCAGAGUUGCUUUCCGAAGGCGAGAGACUGCAGUGUGCCCCCGACCCGCGCCUGCGCCCGGAUUUAGAAUGGAUCCCUUCUGGACAAGGCUGUGCUCAGGGCCUCAGAGAUUCCCCGCCCGGGCUGGCACGGGCCUUCCUCGCUCUAAAGAGCCUUCCCCGGGGCUUGGCCCUUGGCCCUUCACUCGCCGAGGAACAGUGUUUGGGGGUCUGGUGUGUCGGGGAGCCCCUGCAGCCGGGACUGCUCUGGGGGCCGCUGGAAGAGGAGUCUGUCUCCGAGCAGAAGGAGGAAGGAGUGAAGCCACGGCAGAAGGAGGACGUGUCACUAGGCCCCUGGGGAGACGUGUGUGCUUGUGAGCAGAGUUCAGGCUGGAUCAGUCUGGUGCAGCGGGGCAGGCUGGAAGGUGAGGGAAACGUAGCCCUGGUGCGGAUCAGCGAGAAGCUCCAUCUGCAGGUGUACCGGGUUGUGCUGCCAGGCUUUGAGUUGUUGCUGUGGCCCCAGCCUCCCUCUGAUGGCCUGAACCCCACCCAGCCCAGGCUAGAAGAAGAGGCAGCCUUGGCUGUGGGGACAGAAGUAGACUCCGCUAUACAGCAGGAAGUGGACUCCCCUGGGGAGGAUGCGGCAGAACCUUGGACAGAUCCUGAUCACCAGUCACCGCCCAGCAUCCAGGCAGAGAGUAUGGAAAGCCCCGGACCUAAGCCUCAAACCCAGGAUCAAGUUUCCAAGGCGAGCCAAGCACUUGGCCUGCUCCCUCAAGGUGGCAGCAUGGGUGAGGAGGACCCAGCCCAGACACAGAUGUCACCAGAGCCUCAGAGCAGCUCCGCCACCCAGCAGGGCCCAGACAGCAGUGAGGCCAGUUCCUCAUCUUCUGCCAGGGGCUCCCACCUGCAGACUUACCUGGUCAAGAAGUUAUGUGGCCCCAGUGACCAGUGCCCACCCAGAGCAAAGACCUCAGAGUCCAGGGCCCAGCAGGCGGGGGAGCAGCAACAGCCCGGCCUCCCUGCACGCUUACGGAGCCCCCCUGGCCCAGCAGGAAGCUCCCCAAAACAGAGGCGACGGUACCGGUGUGGGGAGUGUGGCAAAGCCUUCCUGCAGCUGUGCCACCUGAAGAAGCAUGCGUUCGUGCACACAGGCCACAAACCCUUCCUCUGCACUGAGUGUGGCAAGAGCUAUAGCUCAGAGGAAAGCUUCAAAGCCCACAUGCUGGGCCACCGCGGGGUGCGACCCUUUCCUUGCCCACAAUGUGACAAGGCCUACGGCACCCGGCGAGACCUCAAAGAGCACCAGGUGGUACAUUCAGGUGCCAGGCCCUUUGCCUGUGACCAGUGUGGCAAGGCCUUUGCCCGCCGGCCCUCCCUGCGACUGCAUCGCAAGACCCACCAGGUGCCGCCUGCCCCUGCCCCAUGCCCGUGCCCUGUGUGUGGGCGCCCCCUGGCCAACCAGGGCUCUCUGCGCAACCACAUGCGGCUCCACACAGGAGAAAAGCCCUUCCUGUGCCCACACUGUGGCAGGGCGUUCCGCCAGCGGGGCACCCUGCGUGGUCACUUGCGGCUGCACACAGGGGAGCGGCCUUACCGCUGCCCACACUGUGCCGAUGCCUUUCCGCAGCUGCCUGAGCUGCGGCGCCAUCUUAUCUCUCACACCGGGGAGGCCUACUUGUGUCCCGUGUGUGGGAAGGCCCUCCGAGACCCACAUACACUGCGUGCUCAUGAGCGUCUACACUCAGGGGAGAGGCCCUUCCCAUGCCCCCAGUGUGGCCGUGCUUACACACUGGCCACCAAGCUGAGGCGCCACCUCAAAUCCCACCUAGCCGACAAGCCCUAUCGCUGUCCCACCUGUGGCAUGGGCUACACCCUCCCCCAAAGCCUCAAGCGGCACCAGCUCAGUCACCAGCCCGGGGCACCCUCCAGCCCACCCGGCAUGCCUCCUGCUGCUUCUGAGCCCACCGUGGUACUAGUGCAGACUGAGCCAGAACUGCUAGAUACGUGCGAUGAACAGGACGUCUCCCCUGCCCGGGACGUCUUCGAGGUCACCAUUUCUGAGAGCCAGGAGAAGUGCUUUGUGGAGCCAGGCCCCGCCUCCAGCCUGGUGCUCGUCCAUAAGGACAUGGGCUUUAGUGCCUGGGCAGAAGUGGUGGAGGUGGAGACGGGCACCUAACCCCCCACCUCCCCGAGCAGAGUUCUGCAUAAAGCUAGUGUUUUCUA